Messenger RNA from Actinia tenebrosa (Australian red waratah sea anemone), 1347 nucleotides. Its product is annotated as enoyl-CoA delta isomerase 1, mitochondrial. Lineage: Eukaryota; Metazoa; Cnidaria; Anthozoa; Actiniaria; Actiniidae. Gene Ontology annotation, biological process: fatty acid beta-oxidation. Gene Ontology annotation, cellular component: mitochondrion. Gene Ontology annotation, molecular function: catalytic activity. The record is from RefSeq and is a predicted model, not a curated record.
AACUAGCUUAGACACACUCGAAAACGAGGUGAGGAUCCUGAAUAUCUUCGCUUCAGACGAAAAGCUAGUCUUUGUUUCACAGAAUACACAUCGCAACAUGGCUGCUCUGUGUGCUCGACUUACAAGACUGGGGCCAGUGAGAAUGGGAUCUGUGUUKCGUUUGGCGACUAAAAACCACACCCCACUGGUUAGUUCUGUCCUGAACCAAGUUCGCCACAAGAGUAUUACAGUGGAACAGAAGGAUAAUGGUGUUGCUGAGCUCACAAUGCACAGAGAACCAUCAAAUUCUUGGAACCUUGAGUUCCUAGAGGAGUUUUGCCUGGCUUUGGAGGAUYUGGAGAAUAACCGUCAUUGUCGUGGCGUAAUCAUCGGAUCUAGUCUUCCUCAAGUAUUUUCAUAUGGUCUGGAUAUCAAUGAAUACUACCAAGCCAAGAAAGAAAGACUCAGAGUGUUCCGUAGAAGGUACCAGGAAUUCUGGAUGCGUCUGUAUGGCUCCCGUCUUGCAACUAUYGCCACAAUAACUGGUAACAGCCCAGGAGGAGGUUGCCUCAUUGCAUUGGCUUCUGAUUACCGUAUCAUGGCUCCUGGUUUCAAGAUUGGUUAUAAUGAAAUCAAAGGGGGUUUGCUGGCACCAAGUUGGUUUAUAGACACAAUGGCAUCAGUAGUUGGGCCGCAUAUCACAGAAAGAUCAGUACAAGUUGGCCUCAUGUUCAAUGCYGAUGAUGCCCUAAGAGUAGGAAUGGUUGACCAAGUGGUCCCACUUGAAGAGGUUUCUGCUACUGCAUAUGAUACCAUGAACCUGUGGUUGUCUGUGCCAGAUAACGUCCGUGCCAAGGCCAAGAUGACUAUGAGACAAGGUCUGAUUCAGAAGCUCCAGUCUCACAGAGAGGAAGAAAUAAGAGACUUUGUAGUCAGAGUACAGAAAGACUACACCCAAGAUGCCAUUGAAAAGCUUUUGAAACAAAGGAGGGAGAGGGGACAUGACACGCCUUUUUUUGGGGGGGAGGAAUAGUGUGUUGUGAUAUCGAUCUGGGUAUUGGAUACUUUUGGGAGUUGUAGCACUUGUGUGUCUAUUCAAUAACCUAUUUCUUCCAACAAAUAACGUUCUGGAAAGUGGUCAACAAGUGGCAACUAAAACUAAAAUGAUUGUUUUAGAUUUUUAAAAAAAAUCUGUUCUAUUUAGAUUAAAUCAUAGAACUGAAUAGAGACUCUAUAAAAUAUUUCAGUAAUUUAAAGGGGAUAUUUUAAAAGAAUAUAUUCAUGUAAAGUAGUUUUGAACUAGUCCAUCAAUGUAACCUAUAUAAAAAGGUAAAAACCAUUAAGAAAUAWACUGCAAUUUUGAUUUUA